AUGGGGAGCAAAGAGGAGGAGCAGGACCCGGACCAGGAGGGCUCCCCAGAAGCGAAUCCCCGCGCCCGGCUGCUUGGGGAGCGGGUGGCGCGCAGCUUGAGAGUGGAGCCGGAGCGCUGGGCGCGUUGCCUGGAAUCUGCCGAAGCGCGGCUGCUGCUGCGCGCCUUCCUGGAUAGCGAGCCAGCCGGGCGGCUUCUGUUUGUCACUCAAGGGACAGCGGGGCAGUUGGCGCUGGCCGAGGAGCUGGUUUUGGCGCCCACCGCUGGCCGCUCUUCCAAAGGGGUCUUCCUGCUGCGCCUCGCAUCCGGACCGCUGCGCUCGCCUCCCGCCCCCGGGCAACUGCUAUAUGGAGACCUGUCGGUAGCCACCCUUGACCAGCUGGCCACGCUGGUGGAAGAGGUAAUGAUGCCUCUCUUGGUGAACCAGAGAAACCAUCACAGUUGGCCCAAUGUAGUAUCCCAAGAUAUUAUUAAUCAUGUCUGCUGUCUGAAAAGGAGUGUUUUUGUGAUGGUUGGCCAAAUUAGAGGAAAAACAUUGCUAUCUCUACCUAUUGAGCCUGAGAGGGAGAGAUGCAUUAACUCUGACAAUGAGAAAAAUACUGAACUGGUAGAUAAGUCUAUUAUUCAUGCAAUCGAGUCUUCUGUUAUUGAAUGGACCCAUCAGAUCCAGAAUGUUCUUAAGAGACAAUCUUCAGAACUGCUUUUGCAAGGCAAAGAUCCCCAUCCAAUGGUGGAGUUGGAUUUUUGGAAAAAUAGAUAUGAGGAUUUACAGUGUAUUUAUAGCCAACUAAAAGCCAGAAGAAUUUUGACUAUGUUAGAGCUACUAGAUAAGGUGCAAAGCACUUACUUCCCAGCACUCAAAUCCAUCUUCAGUGAUGUAGAAGCAGCUUUGAUUGAAGCCCAGGAUAUAAAUAUGCACCUAAAGCCUCUCCAGUGCCCAUUGGAAGAAAUAGAAAAUGUGGAAUUUAAUGAGUUGAAACCAUUAUUAAAUUGCAUGCUUCACAUAGUGUGCUUAAUAUGGGGCACUUCAAAAUAUUACUGUGCACCUGCUAGGAUAAUUGUGCUUCUUCAAGAAAUCUGCAAUCUUCUUAUUCAGCAGGCCAAGAAUUUUCUCAGUCCAGACGAUCUACUUAAAGGAGAACCAGAAGAAAGUCUGAAUAAAGUUCAGAAUGCUUUUAAUGUUUUUGACUACUUUAAACAAAUUUUUGAAGAAAGAAGAGAAAAUCUUAGUAAUUAUUUUCAACCAGGAGAAGAAGUAAAGCAAUGGGAUUUUCCUCCUGUAAUGGUUUUUGCACAACUGAAUAAUUUCCUAGAGAGGCUUCAUGUAGUACAUGAUCUUCUGAUGACAGUUCUGGAUAUAGAGAAAUUGGAGAAGUUGGAAUUUAGUGGCAUAAAAGGCAAAUCUCUGAGUCAGCAAGUCCUGAGUAUGCAUGAAGAAUUCCAGGAAAUGUAUAAUGUAUUUUCAGGACAGACUUAUGACUGUCUGGAUGUGGCUAAUACGGAGUUUGAAAAUGAUGUGUGUGACUUUAAGAGAAAAAUGGAAGAUAUUGAUCGGCGGUUGGGGACUCUUUUUGCCAAAGCCUUUGAUGAUGCAGCUAGUGUGGAGCAUGCAUUCAAGCUGAUAGACAUUUUUGGAAGCCUCCUGGAUCGACCAAUGAUAGCAGCAGAAGCCUAUGAUAAAUAUAAUUUUCUCAUCACAAUGUUUGACAAAGACCUUGAUGAUGCUAAAUUGAUCUACCUGAAACGUAUUGAGGAGGAGACAAACAUAGGGUAUUCACCAGUGCAUAAGAAUAUGCCUUUGGUGGCUGGAGGGGUUCAGUGGGCUCAGGAACUAAAACACAGGAUCAAAAUCCCAUUUAGUAAUUUCAGACACCUCAGUUAUUGUUCCUUAGAUUCUAUGGAAGGCAAAAAAAUGGUGCAAAAGUAUGAAGAUUUGAUCCAGUUAUUAGAAAGAUAUCAGGAGAAGCUGUAUGAAGACUGGUUCCAGACUGUCUCUGUGAAAGCUCAGUAUAAUCUCACUCAACCACUUAUCCAACGAGAUCCAGAGAGCAAAAUGAUUACUGUCAAUUUUGACCCUCAGUUGGUGUCCGUUCUAAGAGAAGUGAGCUACCUUGGAGAAGAUCAGAUUGGGAACAUCCCAGAAACAGCAGCAGAAAUAUAUUCAUCUAGGGAAUCCUUCAGGCAAUUAGUGGCCAACUUGGAUUUAAUGGUUACUUGGUACAACAAAACAUUGUGCACUGUCCUAGAGGUGGAAUAUCCACUCAUAGAGAGUCAGUUGCAUGAAAUUGAUAUUCAGCUGAAAGAAGCAGAAGAAACAUUAAAUUGGAAAACAAAAGGCCUUUGGGAUCGCAUUUCACACAUGGUUAACAGUGUUCGAAAUCUUGAGCAAAUGAUUCAGAAGACCAAAGACAACAUCGAGGAAGUUCAGAAUAUGAUGAAAUCUUGGGUCUUUCCAGUUUUUGAAAGAAAAGAUGGGAAAAAAGAAUCUCUGCUAAACUUGGAUAAUCAGCAUGAGCGACUGAACAAACACUGUAAACUCAUUACAGAUUCAGGCCAUAAGAUUCAUUUUCUGAUUAAGGAAAAUUUAAGACUCUUUGAAGCAGACCCAUCUUCAGAUGUAUGGAAAGCUUAUUUGGAGCAUAUAGAUGAGAUCAUUCUGGAUGGAUUCUUUAAUGUCAUUGAAUGUUCGCUUAAAUACCUUUUGGAAAAUACAGAGUCCAAGGCAGGCAAUGCUCCUCUUUUCAAAAUCCAGCUGGAGUUGUCUGUCCCUGAGAUGAUAUUUCGUCCUUCCCUGGAUGCUGGUGCCAGUGAUGGUUUCUAUGAUAUCAUUGAAGGGCUCGUCAAUAAGAUCUACCGGGUCUCUUCCCUGGUACCAAGGCUUGCAGAUCACUGCACAUUUCCUCAUUAUCAGGCUGACAUGGAGGAGAUGGCUGACCUUGCUGACAUGCGCCAAAGUUUAAUGGGGCGUAUCCAGAAGAUGAUCUCAGCUUGUUGCAACUACCGCAAGUCCUUUGACCAGUACUCCUAUCUCUAUGUGGAUGACAGAAAGGAAUUCUUACAUCAGUUCCUCUUAUAUGGCCACGUUCUCACUGCAGAGGAGAUAGAAGUCCAUGCGGAGGAAGGAGUCCCAGAAACCCCUCCGACACUCCAGCAGUUCAGAGAGCAAAUAGACUCUUAUGAGAAGGUCUAUGAAGAAGUGAGCCACCUGGAACCAGUCUGUGUCCUUGACAGCUGGAUGAAAGUGGACGCCCGCUCCUUCAAAGCAUCUCUUCUGGGUGUAAUUAAAAAAUGGAGUUUCAUGUUCAAGCAGCAUCUCAUUGAUCAUGUGACCCACAGUUUGUCUGACCUUGAGGAGUUUGCAAAGAUUGCUGAGAAAGGUUUGAACAAAAAGUUGGAGAAAGGAGAUUAUGAAGGUUUGGUGGAAGUUAUGGGUCAACUGAUGGCUGUUAAAGAUAGACAGUCUAGCACUGAUGAGAUGUUUGAGCCCUUGAAACAAACUAUUGAAUUAUUGAAGAAUUAUGAGCAAGAAUUGCCCGGGGAUGUCUAUAGACAACUGGAGGAACUGCCUGAAAAAUGGAACAAUGUGAAGAAGUUGGCCAUAAAUAUGAAACAGCAGGUAGCUCCCUUGCAGGCAAACGAAGUGGCCAUACUUCGCAGGAAAUGUGCUCUGUUUGAUGUGGAGCAGAAUAAAUUGAGAGAAAGAUUUCACCAAGAGGCGCCUUUCAGGUUUGAUGCAACAAACCCUUAUGAAAUGCUAGAUGCAACCCAUGCAGAGCUACAGCAGAUGGAACUUACCAUGACCUCAAUUUAUAAAUCAGGAGAUUUAUUUGAAGUCAAUGUUCCAGACUACAAACAGCUCAAGCAGUGCCGAAAGGAAAUGUGCAUUCUUAAAGAACUCUGGGAUAUGAUUUCCAUAGUGAUAUCUAGCAUGAAUGAAUGGGAAGCUACAAAAUGGAUGGAUAUCAAUGUUGAAAAUAUGGAGCUGGAAUGCAAAAAGUUUGCCAAAGGCAUCCGGAACUUGGAUAAAGAAAUGAGAGCUUGGGAUGCUUUCUCAGGGUUGGACAACAAGGUGAAAAACAUCCUGACCUCCUUGAGGGCAGUGUCAGAACUGCAAAAUCCUGCCAUCCGGGAGAGGCAUUGGAACCAACUGAUGCAAGCCACAGGCGUGUACUUCACCAUGGAUGCAGACACCACCUUGGCAGACCUGCUCAAACUCAACUUGCAUAGUUUUGAAGAUGAAGUUCGGAGCAUCGUUGACAAAGCCAUGAAAGAAAUGAGCAUGGAGAAAGUUGUGAAAGAACUUAAAACAACCUGGGCUAGCAUGGUGUUUCAAUAUGAGCCUCAUCCACGCACAAAUGUCCCGUUGUUGAAAUCUGAUGAAGAGCUCAUUGAGACACUUGAAGACAACCAAGUGCAGUUACAAAACUUAAUUACAUCCAAAUAUAUUGCUUUUUUCUUAGAGGAAGUGUCUUCCUGGCAGAGGAAGCUGUCUACGGCAGACUCGGUCAUUUCCAUCUGGUUUGAAGUUCAACGGAGCUGGUCUCACUUAGAAAGCAUAUUCAUUGGGUCAGAAGAUAUCCGGGCGCAACUUCCUGAGGAUUCCAAACGUUUUGAGGGAAUUGAUGUUGACUUUAAAGAACUGGCUUAUGAUGCUGAGAAAACCCCAAAUGUAAUAGAGGCAACUAAGAAGCCACAGCUAUAUGAGCAACUAGAAAAUAUUCAAAACAGCACAUCUUGUGGAAACAUUUAUAAAGGUCUUUCCCAGACGGGGGCAUGGGGCUGUUUUGAUGAGUUUAACAGGAUCUCUGUUGAGGUUCUCUCAGUUGUGGCUGUACAGGUGAAAAGCAUACAGGAUGCUAUAAGAGACAAAAAACAGAACUUUAAUUUCCUUGGAGAAGACAUUAAAUUAGUUCCUUCGGUCGGUAUAUUCAUAACUAUGAAUCCAGGCUAUGCAGGACGUACAGAACUGCCAGAGAAUUUGAAGGCUCUCUUUAGACCUUGUGCAAUGGUUGUACCAGAUUUUGAGCUGAUCUGUGAAAUUAUGCUGGUGGCUGAAGGAUUUAUCGAAGCCCGGUUAUUAGCUAGGAAGUUCAUUACCCUUUAUCAGUUAUGCAAGGAACUUCUUUCCAAGCAGGAUCAUUAUGACUGGGGAUUACGUGCAAUCAAAUCAGUCUUGGUUGUAGCCGGGUCCCUCAAGAGAGGAGACCCUGAUCGUCCUGAAGAUCAGGUUCUGAUGCGCUCCCUUCGGGACUUUAACAUUCCAAAGAUUGUGACAGAUGACAUGCCAGUCUUCAUGGGUCUGAUUGGAGACCUGUUUCCUGCUUUGGAUGUCCCAAGAAAACGAGACCUCAAUUUUGAAUCCUUUGUAAAACAAGCUGUGCUGGAACUCAAACUUCAACCGGAGGACAACUUUGUACUCAAAGUAGUACAGCUUGAAGAGCUCCUUGCUGUUCGACACUCCGUCUUUGUAGUGGGCAACGCAGGCACAGGCAAGUCACAAGUGCUGAAAUCUCUGAACAAAACUUAUCAUAUCACGAAGCGGCGACCUGUUUGGACAGACCUCAAUCCAAAAGCAGUGACGAACGAUGAACUCUUUGGCAUCAUAAAUCCAUCUACAAGAGAAUGGAAAGAUGGAUUGUUCUCAUCGAUUAUGCGAGAUUUAGCCAACAUUACCCAUGAUGGUCCCAAAUGGAUUGUGUUGGAUGGUGAUAUUGAUCCAAUGUGGAUUGAAUCUCUCAAUACUGUCAUGGAUGACAAUAAGGUAUUAACACUAGCAAGCAAUGAACGGAUCCCGCUCAACCCCACCAUGAGGCUUCUGUUUGAGAUCAGUCACCUGCGGACUGCCACUCCAGCCACUGUGUCCAGAGCAGGGAUCCUUUAUAUCAACCCAGCUGAUCUAGGCUGGAAUCCUCCAGUAAGUAGCUGGAUCGACAGAAGAGAAACUCAGUCAGAACGAGCUAACCUGACCAUUUUGUUUGACAAGUAUUUGCCAGUUUGUCUGGAUACACUUCGAACCAGAUUUAAGAAGAUUAUUCCCAUUCCUGAACAGAACAUGGUUCAGAUGUUGUGUUAUCUUCUCGAAUGCCUCCUCACCAAGGAGAAUACCCCUCCAGAUUGCCCUAAAGAUCUCUAUGAACUUUAUUUUGUCUUUGCUGCUGUUUGGGCCUUUGGUGGUGCUCUGUUCCAAGACCAGCUUAUAGACUACAGAGUUGAAUUCAGUAAAUGGUGGAUGACUGAAUUCAAGACCAUCAAGUUUCCUUCCCAAGGAACAGUUUUUGACUUUUAUAUUGAUUCAGAAACAAAAAAAAUUGAACCUUGGUCCAAAAUGAUUCCCAAAUUUGAAUUUGACCGAGAAAUACCAUUACAGGCCUGUCUGGUUCAUACCAAUGAAACCAUCCGGCUGCGCUAUUUCAUGGACCAUCUCUUGGAGACACACAGGCCUGUCAUGCUGGUGGGAAAUGCAGGCACGGGAAAGUCUGUGAUUGUCGGAGAUAAGCUGUCUUUCCUGGAUUCCGAGCAGUACCUGGUGAAGAAUGUUCCUUUCAAUUACUAUACCACCUCUGCCAUGUUGCAAGCUGUUCUUGAGAAGCCACUGGAAAAAAAGGCUGGAAGGAAUUAUGGUCCUCCUGGAACAAAGAAACUCAUCUACUUCAUUGAUGAUAUGAAUAUGCCUGAAGUUGACACUUAUGGAACAGUCCAGCCUCAUACACUGAUGCGGCAACAUCUGGACUAUGGGCAUUGGUAUGACAGAAACAAGCUGUCCCUGAAGGAAAUCACGAAUGUGCAGUACGUGUCAUGCAUGAAUCCCACUGCAGGCAGCUUUACUAUCAACCCACGUUUGCAGCGCCACUUCUGUGUGUUUGCCCUCUCAUUUCCUGGGGCAGAUGCUCUUUCCACCAUUUACAGUACUAUCCUAACUCAGCAUCUAAAAUGGGGGAACUUCUCCGCAGCCUUACAGAAGUCAUCCCAGCAGUUAAUACAUCUGGCUCUUGCUCUGCACCUGAAAAUAGCAGCCACAUUCCUCCCAACAGCGAUUAAAUUUCACUACAACUUCAAUCUUAGGGAUUUCUCCAACGUCUUCCAAGGUAUUCUGUUUUCAACUCCUGAAUGUUUGAAGACUCCUCAGGAUUUGGUAAAGCUAUAUUUACAUGAAUCCAAUCGUGUUUACCGUGACAAGAUGGUUGAUGACAAGGAUUUAAUUGUUUUCGAUAAACUGCAAGCAGAGGCAGUGAAGAAGUUCUAUGAUGACAUAGAGGAAACUUUGGAACAAACCAAGAAGAUGAAUAUCUACUGUCAUUUUGCAAAAGGGGUAGGAGAACCCAAAUAUAUGCCUGUCCAGAAUUGGGAAUCAUUGAGCCAGAUUCUUGUGGAAGCUUUGGAGAACCACAAUGAAGUUAAUGCUGCCAUGAACCUGGUGCUGUUUGAAGAUGCCAUGUGCCACAUUUGCCGAAUCAACCGUAUCCUGGAAUCUCCCAGAGGGAAUGCUCUGCUAGUGGGUGUUGGUGGAAGUGGCAAGCAGAGCCUGACAAGAUUGGCAGCUUUCAUUAGCUCUCUGGAGAUUUUCCAAAUCACCUUGAGGAAAGGCUAUGGGAUUCCUGAUCUGAAGGCUGACUUAGCAGCACAAUGUAUCACGGCAGGAAUGAAGAAUGUGGGCACUGUCUUUCUUCUGACUGAUACUCAGCUGGCUGAUGAGAGAUUCUUAGUUCUGGUUAAUGACUUGCUAGCUUCAGGAGAAAUUCCUGAUCUUUUUCCUGAUGAAGAAAUAGAAAAUAUCAUAAGUAAUAUGAGGAAUGAAGUAAAAACUCAUGGUCUGAUGGACACGAGGGAGGCCUGCUGGAAAUUCUUUAUUGAUCGGGUUAGACGACAACUCAAGGUGGCACUUUGCUUUUCUCCAGUGGGGAACAAACUGAGAGUUCGCAGCCGGAAGUUCCCAGCCAUUGUGAACUGUACAGUGAUCGACUGGUUCCAUGAGUGGCCUCAGGAAGCUCUGGAAUCAGUCAGCCUGCGCUUCUUGCAAGGGACAGAAGGUAUUGAGCCUCCUGUGAAAGAAUCUAUCAGCAAGUUCAUGGCUUAUGUUCAUACCAGUGUUAAUGAGAUGUCUUAUUCUUACCUGACUAAUGAACGUCGUUAUAAUUACACCACCCCCAAGUCGUUCUUGGAGCAAAUCAAACUGUAUCAGAAUUUGCUGCUUAAAAAGAGAAAAGAACUAACAGCAAAGAUGGAGCGACUAGAAAAUGGUCUACAGAAGCUCAGCAGCACAUCAGCACAGGUAGAUGAUUUGAAGGCCAAACUGGCAGCUCAGGAGGUGGAGCUGAAGCAAAAGAAUGAAGAUGCCGACCAGCUGAUUCAGGUGGUGGGCACUGAGACCGAGAAAGUCAGUAAGGAGAAGGCCAUUGCUGAUGAGGAGGAGCAGAAGGUGGCCUUGAUUACUGAGGAGGUGCAGCAGAAACAGAAGGACUGUGAGAAAGAUUUGGCACAAGCUGAACCUGCCCUUGCUGCUGCCCAGCAAGCCCUGAACACGUUGAAUAAGACCAAUCUGACAGAACUGAAGUCAUUUGGAUCGCCACCAUCUGCUGUCAGCAAUGUUACUGCUGCCGUGAUGGUACUCAUGGGUUCGGGUGGUAAGGUCCCCAAGGACAGGAGCUGGAAAGCAGCAAAGGUGGCCAUGGCCAAGGUUGAUGGGUUCCUAGACUCCUUGAUUCACUUCAACAAAGAGAAUAUACAUGAAAACAGCCUCCGAGCCUUGCAACCUUAUCUUCAGGAUACAACUUUCAACCCAGAACUGGUGGCAUCCAAGUCCUAUGCAGCUGCUGGGCUCUGCUCCUGGGUCAUCAACAUCGUGCGCUUUUACAAUGUAUACUGUGAUGUCGAGCCCAAGCGUCAGGCUCUCAACAAAGCCAAUGCGGAGCUUGCUAAUGCCCAGGAAAAGCUGGCUAACAUCAAGGCCAAAAUUGCACACCUUAAUGAAAAUCUGGCAAGGUUGACAGCCAAAUUUGAGAAGGCCACGGUGGAGAAGCUGAAAUGUCAGCAAGAUGCAGAAGCCACUGAACAUACCAUCUCCCUUGCAAAUCGCCUGGUUGGGGGCCUGGCCUCUGAAAAUGUGAGAUGGGCUGAUUCAGUAAGAGAUUUCAAACUGCAAGAAAAUGCAUUGUGUGGUGAUGUCUUGUUGAUUACUGCCUUUGUCUCCUACUUGGGUUAUUUCAGCAAGAAAUAUAGACAAGACCUGAUGGACCAUGCAUGGAAACCAUACUUAAAGCAACUAAAAGUUGCAAUUCCUGUCACUCCCUCUUUGGACCCUCUGAAGAUGCUCACUGAUGAUGCUGACAUAGCAGCUUGGCAAAAUGAAGGUCUACCAGCUGAUCGCAUGUCUGUUGAAAAUGCUACCAUUCUCACCAACUGUGAGCGAUGGCCACUCAUGGUUGACCCCCAGCUGCAGGGCAUCAAGUGGAUAAAAACCAAGUAUGGAGAAGACCUCAGAGUGACUCGGAUUGGCCAGAAGGGGUAUCUGGACAUUGUGGAACAAGCUCUUGCUGCUGGAGAAGUUGUUCUGAUUGAGAAUUUGGAAGAAUCCGUUGAUCCAGUGUUAGGUCCAUUGCUGGGUCGAGAGACAAUAAAAAAAGGAAGGUUCAUUAAAAUUGGAGAUAAAGAAUGUGAGUACAACCCCAGCUUCCGACUGAUCCUUCAUACAAAACUAGCCAAUCCCCAUUACCAGCCAGAAAUGCAAGCACAGUGCACCCUCAUCAACUUUACUGUGACUCGGGAUGGCCUAGAAGACCAGCUGCUGGCAGCAGUUGUGAGCAUGGAGAGGCCUGACCUGGAAGAAUUAAAGUCUGAUCUCACAAAGCAGCAGAAUGGUUACAAAAUUACCUUGAAAACUUUGGAGGACAACUUGCUGUCCCGUCUCUCGUCUGCCUCAGGGAACUUUUUAGCAGAUACUGCCUUGGUGGAGAAUUUGGAAGUCACUAAACAAACAGCUGCGGAAAUUGAAGAUAAGGUCCAGGAGUCCAAGAUAACAGAAACCAAGAUUAAUGAGGCAAGGGAACAUUACCGUCCGGCAGCAGCUCGUGCUUCCCUGCUGUAUUUCAUCAUGAAUGACCUCAACACCAUCAAUCCCAUGUACCAAUUUUCCCUAAAGGCAUUUAAUGUGGUCUUCCAGAAAGCUGUCUCAAGAGCUCCACCAGAUGAAAUCCUGAAAGAGCGAGUAAACAACCUGAUUGAUAGUAUCACAUUCUCAGUGUUUCAAUAUACAACUCGUGGACUCUUUGAAUGUGACAAACUGACUUACAUAGCCCAAGUCACUUUCCAGAUACUUCUGAAGAACAAAGAAAUCAGUGCAAUGGAACUUAACUUCCUGCUGCGAUAUCCUGCCCAAACAGGAGUCACCAGUCCUGUAGAAUUUUUGACAAAUCAUUCAUGGGGUGGCAUCAAGGCCUUGUCAGCCAUGGAACAAUUUCGGAACCUGGAUCGUGACAUUGAAGGGUCUGCCAAGCGCUGGAAGAAGUUUGUGGAGUCUGAAUGCCCUGAAAAGGAGAAGUUCCCUCAGGAGUGGAAGAAUAAGUCAGCUUUACAGCAUCUGUGUAUGAUGAGAGCACUACGACCUGACCGUAUGACUUAUGCUGUCCGGGAUUUUGUGGAAGAAAAGCUUGGGAGCAAAUAUGUGGCAGGACGAUCUCUGGAUUUUGCAACAUCAUAUGAAGAGUCAGGACCUGCGACCCCCAUGUUCUUUAUCCUCUCACCUGGAGUGGAUCCUUUGAAAGAUGUAGAGAAACAUGGAAAGAAACUUGGCUACACAUUUAACAACCGGAAUUUCCAUAAUGUCUCACUGGGGCAAGGUCAGGAGAUAGUAGCAGAACAAGCCCUCGACCUGGCAGCAGCAGAAGGACACUGGGUUAUCUUGCAGAACAUUCACCUAGUGGCCAAGUGGUUGAGUUCUCUGGAGAAGAAACUAGAGCAGCACAGCGAAGGUAGCCACCCUGAUUUCCGGACCUUUAUCAGUGCAGAACCUGCAGCUUCUCCCGAAAGCCAUCUGAUACCACAGGGUAUCCUUGAGAAUUCCAUCAAAAUCAUAAAUGAACCUCCAACUGGGAUGCAUGCCAACCUGCACAAGGCUCUGGACAACUUCAGCCAGGACACCCUGGAGAUGUGUACCCGUGAGAAUGAGUUCAAGAGCAUCCUUUUUGCCCUCUGUUAUUUCCAUGCUGUGGUAGCAGAAAGGCGCAAAUUUGGCCCUCAGGGCUGGAAUCGUUCAUACCCAUUUAACAUUGGGGACCUCACAAUUUCUGUCAAUGUUCUAUACAAUUACUUGGAGGCUACUUCUAAGGUUCCCUAUGAUGACCUCCGGUAUCUCUUCGGAGAGAUCAUGUAUGGGGGUCACAUUACAGAUGAUUGGGAUAGGCGUCUCUGUAAAUCCUACUUAGAAGAAUUUAUCAAGCCUGAAAUGCUAGAAGGAGAAUUCUUAUUGGCUUCUGGAUUUCCCCUCCCAGGAAACACGGACUACAGUGGUUAUCAUCAGUAUAUAGAUGAUGCCCUACCUCCUGAAUCUCCAUAUCUAUAUGGCCUCCACCCCAAUGCAGAAAUUGGCUUCUUAACCCAAACAUCAGAGAAGCUUUUCCGUACUGUUUUGGAGCUACAACCUCGAGACACUAAUCUUGGAGAAGGUGUAGGGACCACUCGGGAAGAGAAGGUGAAGGCACUGCUUGAUGACAUCCUGGAGAAAUUAACGGAUGAAUUUAACAUUCCUGAGCUCAUGGCCAAAGCAGAAGAGAGAACACCAUACAUUGUGGUUGCCUUCCAGGAAUGCGAACGCAUGAACUUUCUCACUAGUGAGAUUAAGCGGUCACUGAGAGAGCUAGACCUGGGACUGAAGGGUGAAUUAACCAUGACCAAUGACAUGGAAACUUUACAGAAUGCCAUCUUCUUAGAUAUGGUGCCUGAAUCAUGGACCAGGAGAGCUUAUCCUUCCAUGUCUGGUUUAGGCAGUUGGUUCACCGACCUUCUCAAUCGCAUCAGAGAGCUUGAAACAUGGACAGGAGACUUCGUGCUACCAUCUGUGGUGUGGCUGGCAGGAUUCUUUAACCCACAGUCUUUCUUGACAGCCAUCAUGCAGUCCAUGGCCCGAAAAAACGAGUGGCCUCUGGACAAAAUGACACUGCAAUGUGACGUGACUAAGAGAAACCGUGAAGAGUUCACCAGUCCUCCACGGGAAGGUGCAUAUAUUCAUGGCUUGUUUAUGGAAGGUGCACGCUGGGAUAUGCAGGCUGGAUUAAUUGCUGAUGCCAGACUGAAGGAUUUGACUCCACCCAUGCCGAUUAUUUUCAUCAAAGCCAUCCUUGUUGACAAGCAAGAUACACGCAACGUAUAUCCUUGUCCUGUAUAUAAAACUCGCCAAAGGGGUCCUACCUAUAUUUGGACAUUUAACUUGAAGACUAAAGAGAAACCAUCCAAAUGGAUUUUAGCAGGGGUUGCUCUCCUCCUGCAAGUGUAG
Messenger RNA from Notechis scutatus (mainland tiger snake), 12483 nucleotides. Lineage: Eukaryota; Metazoa; Chordata; Lepidosauria; Squamata; Elapidae. The record is from RefSeq and is a predicted model, not a curated record.